Molecule: messenger RNA, 3502 nt
Organism: Aricia agestis (brown argus)
Lineage: Eukaryota; Metazoa; Arthropoda; Insecta; Lepidoptera; Lycaenidae
Gene: RtGEF
Exons: 9
Coding region: 113-3352 (1079 amino acids)
Molecular function (GO): protein binding; guanyl-nucleotide exchange factor activity
Source: RefSeq, a predicted model, not a curated record
CGCAAAAAUCUUUUGUUUCCUGUUAAAAUUAUAACAAUUUGUGAUAUUUACAACAUUUGCAAGAACUUUACUAUUAAAAUUUUAUUGAAAAUGGUUCUGCUAUUUCAUUAAAAUGGCAACUGAAAAUUGCUUGGUCAAAGCAAUAUACUCAUUCAAGGGCAAGAAUAAUGAUGAAUUAUGUUUCAAAAAAGGAGAUAUCAUAACUGUAACUCAAAGGGAAGAAGGGGGCUGGUGGGAAGGAACUCUCGGGGAAACCACUGGAUGGUUUCCCAGUAACUAUGUCACAGAACACAAAGAUCCAUCAGGGUCCUUAACAACCUCACCCAUUAGAGCAGUCUCGGAAAUACAAGCAUUUCGAAAUGUUGUUCUUAAAGACAUCAUUGAUUCUGAAAAGGCCCAUGUUGCUGAAAUGCAAGGACUAGUGAGCAACUUUUUACAACCCUUAGAGAAAAGUGACAUGCUAACUAAAGAUGAGUACAAACAAUUAACAGGCAACAUAAAUGAGGUGUUACAAAUCCAUGAACAAUUUCUGGCUCUUCUGGAAGAAUGUGCAACAAAGACUGGACCCGACCAGCGAGUUGGUGGUUUGUUCUUACAGUGGGCUCCAAAAAUAAAAGCUGUACAUCAAACUUAUUGUGCUGGACAUCCAAAAGCUGUGUGUAUCUUAGAUAAAUACAAAGAAAGUUUAAAUACGUGGAUGGAGAAUGCUGGCGCCGUUUGUCCUGGUGUACUUGUACUAACAGCAGGGCUGUCUAAACCUUUCCGAAGGCUUGGAAAAUAUCCUGCUAUGUUACAAGAGUUGGCAAGGCAUGUGCAUGAAGCUCAUCCCGAUAGAGGGGACACACACCGGGCCUCUGUUGUGUAUAAAGAUAUUGCAAGUGGAUGUGCAGCACUGAGGAGACAAAAAGAGCUGGAACUUCAAGUGGUGACAGGAGAGGUUCGCGGCUGGCCGGGUGGUGAGGUGUCCGCUCUCGGGGAUGUCUUGCACAUGGGCAGCGUGGCCGUCGGCCCGUCGCACCAGGAUAGAUACCUCGUUCUAUUUCCUUCUGCCCUACUCUUGUUGUCUGUUAGCAAAAGGGUAUCCGCAUUUGUUUACGAGGGAUGUCUUCCAUUAACUGGUAUUACAGUCUGUAAGUUAGAAGAUAGUGAAACUAGAAAGAAUGCAUUUGAAAUUAGUGGGCCGAUGAUAGACACCAUAGUCGCCGUGUGCCAAACGAAAGCCGAAGCCGACAACUGGGUCAGCCUGCUACAGAAACACUCCAACAACAGCAGCCCCGCUCACGAGCCCGCGCAGCCUCAGUCCCUGCCGCACCUAACGCGAUCUCCUUCCGAGGGCGCAUUGACUAGCAUCAACUCUAGCCGCCGCAGCCUCUACCACCAGACGCUCCCGCCGUCCUACUACCCCUCGGCGUCGCCGUACUACUCCCUGACGAAAUAUUUCGCGAAGCUUGUGAAGAAAAAAGUGAUAACGAGACAGAUGCUCCGAAAACUUCUCCACGAGAGGACGUGGGCCAAGGCGUUCGAGCUGAGCGGCAUGCCCGUGAUGCGCAGGCACAUGAACCACAUCAAGCUGAGGAUCGAGAACGACGGGACGAUCACGACCGAGGAGUACACGGACAGCGACGAUAGCGACAGAGAGACCGACACCACCGAGACGUACACGACCUCCGGCUGUACGGACGUCGACGGCGCCGGCUCCUCCAAGAUGCUCCGGCAGAACGCCGUCGUGAGCGACGGGCCGCGGACGAUGUCGUCGUCGUGCAGCAGCUGGAGCGGCAGUUUCGCCGCCGCCGCCGACCUCGAGGGCGCGCCUGAGUCACACCUCGACGUCGCCCGGUUUAAAGUCCGAGGGGACUGCACCAAAAAUCUGUUUGUCGCUAUACCGCCUAACGUAGCUAGCGUAGAGAACUGUUACGCGUCUCGAGUAAAAAACUCGGCCGGCGUCGCCGCCCAACAUUCCGAUAGUAUUGAGAAUUCCAGUUUCGAGGCGAGGACCUACAUGGCCUGCGAGGAUCUAGUGAACAUAGACGGGGACACGCAGUUCGAACUCGGAAACGAAACGGACUUCGUCCCGACGAGGCGGAGCUUCCCCAGCCGCAGCGCGAGAAACGAGCUCGUUCCGAAGCCGUGGAAGUCGGCCGAGGAGAGAUGCAGCUCCGGGGCCGAGGACGAGCCGACCGUGGCGGGCCUCCCGGAGGCCCUGAGUCCCCCGCCGUCGCCCCGCCAGUCGGCGGACUUCCCCGCAGACCCCGUCGUGAUCGAUCCCCCGCCGAUGUUCCGCAACGACGACGAGGACAUGAAAAUUAUCAGCGUCAACUUCAAUGCGAACGUGCCGUUCCGCAAGCACUCCCUGAACUCCGACAAGCGGCUCCGGCGAUCGAUGUCCCGCUCGAUGGUCGAAACGGAGGCGAGGAGCACUGGCGCCCACCUCGAGAGGAUGAGCUCGCAGUCCGACCCGCAGAAGCAGAGGAGGAAGUGCGAGUGCUGCGACCGAUCACUGUGCCCGAGCCCGCGAUCGUCCGACUCCGGGGUGGCGGGUAGCUGCAACCUGGCGUCCCCGGACCUCAACAUGCCCGACUACUCCGCCGGAAACGCCGGCAACGAGUCGGACGGCCAGGACAAAAUCUCCGGGGACUUCAAAGAUUCGCUGAACAAUUUGACGGGGAACUCGCUCGUGAAUCGCAAGCUCACCCUGUCCGAAAUAGAGGCGGCCGCCUUCGAGGAGCAGUGCCGGUGCACGUCGCCGUUCGGGUCCACGGCCCGCACCUCGUGCGUCACCAGCGUCACCUCCGAAACCAGCCUGGACGUGAGGGACGCCUCCCGCGCCAGUCCCACGUCGACGUUCACGAGCGGCCCGCCCGUGUGCUCGCCGGACAUAAAGCGCACCUCGAUACGCCGAGACAUCGAGCGCUACGUGCCCGAGAUCAAAAUAAAACCUCAAGUUCCGCCGCGUAUCUACCGCAAACCGAGCACCCACCUGGAGAUCCCCAAGAACGUUCGGCUGCCGAAUCCCUGCCAGUGGGGCACGCUGAAUAUCGUGGAGCGCACCAAACCGAGCCUGCACUACCACAUGCGCAUAUACAAGAGGGACUCCGACGAGGAGGACUCGCGGCGACUGACACGCCGCGACGCGACGAGGAACUGCGACGCCAAUAACAACAAGUCGGCGCGGCCCGUCUCCCAGGUGCCGAAGACUCGGUCGAGGAGCGCGGACGCGUCCAAGCUGCAGAAGGAUUUGGGCUCGACCGGGUUCGUGGUGUACCGGUCCGACCUGUACGCCCACUGGUGGAUGAAAGCCAAAUUACCUAUUACCGUGGUCACCGACUCAGAUGGCCAUGAGCGACAGCAGUAACGAGCUCUCGUCGGGGCUCACCAACCACAAACGAUCGCACUCAUUCAACAAUCACCAGAGCUACUCGCAGCAAUCGCAAACCCAAAGGAACAAACAGAAGAACCAGUCGGCCAGGUGGCUCCUCAACUCCUGCGACUCGCUCGACCAAAC